Messenger RNA from Ictalurus furcatus (blue catfish), 1455 nucleotides. RefSeq names its product anaphase promoting complex subunit 16 (gene anapc16). Gene Ontology annotation, cellular component: kinetochore; anaphase-promoting complex; cytosol. The transcript is spliced from 4 exons. The record is from RefSeq and is a predicted model, not a curated record. Gene Ontology annotation, biological process: protein ubiquitination. Bases 145 to 474 code for a protein of 109 amino acids. Lineage: Eukaryota; Metazoa; Chordata; Actinopteri; Siluriformes; Ictaluridae.
AUUCCGCUUCGCUUUGCAGCUCUUCCGAGGCAUUAGAUGGCGCUGUCAUGUACAAGAGUGUAUGUCUCAUACCAGAAGCAGCACCAGAACAAGGAUACCAAACACCGAAACGCUGCCUUGUGUUGACCCAGCACUCCAGGCCAAAUGGCAGCAGCUUCUUCAUCGUCCUCCUCCGCCGGAGGGGUUAGCGGGAGCUCCGUUACUGGAUCUGGCUUCAGUGCAUCAGAGCUCAUUCCCCCUAGAAAAGUCCUCUACACUUACCCUAAAGGAGCUGGGGAGAUGAUGGAAGAUGGCUCAGACAGAUUUCUGUGUGAAUCGGUUUUCAGUUAUCAAGUGGCAUCAACGCUAAAACAGGUGAAGCAUGAUCAGCAGGUAUCCCGUAUGGAGAAGUUGGCUAGCCUGGUGGAGGAGCUGGAGGCAGAUGAGUGGAAAUAUAAGCCUAUUGAACAGCUAUUGGGUUUCACAACUUCAUAGCGAACCACUUGCUGCUCACAUCAAUGCAUGAAUUGCAAUGAAUUUUUGUUUAUCAUUUUACUUUUUAAAGAAAAAUUUUUUUUAACCAGAAUGGAAAUGUUUUCGUAUAAUUUAUUUAUGCACAUUUCCCAUAUUUGAAGAACAUACACAGGCUGUAGACUUGAACGAAACUGUUUUGGACAUUUUAAUGGAACUUAAUACUCAAAUGUAAAUAUACUUAUGUUACAGAUCUUGUCACAGCAGACUAAUCACGUGCAAAAGUGUACCCAAACUUUAACAAGUGUUUUUUUGUUUGUUUGUUUUUAAAGAUGUUUUUGUGGAAUAAAACUGCUCUAAUCUACGUGAUUAAAAAGUAUAUAUUAAAUCAUUAAAAUAAAUCAUUUUAUUGAUACUUUCAUCCAUUUCAAAGAGCUACAUAGUAAGUGCACUGUCAGAGUUGCAAUUCUAGAUAUUCUUUGAUAUUUAUUAUUAAAUUGAAAGCAUGAACAAUAUUAUAUUAUUGUAUGUAUGUCAUUUAUUUGUGCUGUUUAGAAACAAAGGCUGAUGGAUCAAUCGAUCUUUGCUACAAAUGCAGCCAGCUGCCUUAGAAGCCCAAACAUAUCUUGUUUUUGUCUUGAGUGUACAGAAGCCCUGUGCUAUUUUCCACGCUCCUGCACAGUUGCUAUUAAUUUUAGUGCUGUGGUCUAUGAGGUUAUCCUCCCCCUCACUGUGUUUGUAUGAGAGAGAGAGAGGGCGAGCGAGCGAGCGCAUAUAGCCUACUUGUACCCGCAGCUGUAGAAACAGGAGAAGACAAAGUGAGAGAGAGUGGGUGCAGGGAGACAGCAAAUAAAACCCACACUCUUUGUCCUAAAAAAAAAAUGUUAAGUGCUGUGUUCAUAACAAGUUCUCAGAGCACUACGCAUAUGCAUACUUAGAACUAAUGUAUUUUUCAUAGUUGUUUUUUAACUAUUUUUUUUGACUGAUAAAAUAAUAAUCUGUGCA